This is a messenger RNA of Parnassius apollo (apollo), 1167 nucleotides long. The record is from the annotation of a GenBank genome assembly. Lineage: Eukaryota; Metazoa; Arthropoda; Insecta; Lepidoptera; Papilionidae.
AUGUGCAAAAAUAUCUGUACAAUUAAAUCUGAAAACACACAUGAUACUGAAAAAAUUAAUUUAAACAUUGCCGCGACCACUGGCAUCGUUGCUUCUGGUAUUGGUUAUUCUCAAUUUGAAGAGCUAUGUUCAGCAAUAGACGUUCCAGUAUUUACUCCGAAUACUUACACCAAAUAUCAAGAUCAGGUUCUUAAAAAAUGGGAACAAACUGCGAGUUCUUCUAUGGCAGCAGCUGCAGAAAAAGAAAAAGAAAUAGCUAUCGAAGAAGGCCAAACCAAGGGUGGUUUUCCCGUAAUUGAUGUUCUCGUUGAUGGCUCCUGGAUAAAUGCCAUUGUUUCCAGUAUUGCAGCAAAAUCACGAAGUUUAAUUGAAGACGUGGAUACCAACAAUGUCGAAUGCUUUAAUAGUGUAAUUGCAAAAUUUAUUGGAGGAAAACGAAUCAAUUUUGCUUUGAAAGGAGGUUAUCAAGGUAGGUGUUCAGCGGCAGUAGUGUCAUUCAACACCAAAUCGGCAAUAUCUACAGUUCAAUCGGCUUUUACUGGCAAAUGUACCGGAGGAAAUGUUGUGAUUGUAGAAAGAAAAAGGUCUCAAAAACGGAAGAUAAACUUUGAACAUCCAAAAAAGAAAAGAAGAAUAUUAAGGGAAAUUAACAAAAAGCAACAUGAUUAUGGUCCAGCAAGUGCAGCACCUGAUAUGUCUCCUCAACAGUUAGAAAAAGCUAAAGAAGAAUUUAUGAAAAAUUUGAAGGAUGUUACAUGUGAUAGGAAUGCUAUUGAAAGGGCUACCGUGUUGCAAAGGGACAGCAGUGAAUGGCUUGAGUUAAGAAAAAAUCUUGUUACAGCUUCAAAUUUCGGCCCAAUAUGUAAAAGAAAGGCUAAUUUUGGCACUGCUUCACUUGUUAAAAAUAUAUUAUAUCCAAAGAAUUUGUUAAAAGUUGCCUCCAUUUGCCACGGAAUCGAACAUGAAAGUCAAGCUCUACAACAACUGGAAAAGCAAGAAAAUAGUGAUCAGAAGAGGCUCUAUAAAUCAUUGGAGCGACCAGGGGUGUGUGGAGCGGGCCCAGGACAGGAUCAGGUCGACACUGUCGCAUUAUGGCGUGGCCUGUGGUCAGAGCUUGUAAACCACAGCGAGGGCUCUUGGAUGGAAGCUGUGGCGAGGUUAAAUUAA